This is a messenger RNA of Bradysia coprophila, 1301 nucleotides long. RefSeq lists its product as uncharacterized. Gene Ontology annotation, cellular component: site of double-strand break; nucleus. Gene Ontology annotation, molecular function: 3'-5' exonuclease activity; DNA-(apurinic or apyrimidinic site) endonuclease activity. The record is from RefSeq and is a predicted model, not a curated record. Gene Ontology annotation, biological process: double-strand break repair. NCBI's taxonomy places the organism in Eukaryota, Metazoa, Arthropoda, Insecta, Diptera, Sciaridae.
CCGUUCCAUUCAUUUGAGAUGUCAGUUUUCUGUGCGCAAAUAGAUUUCACAACAUCCAAGAAGCAAACAGCAACAAAGUUUGUGUUGCAAAAUUAAGUCAAAACUUGUCGUGUUGUGGUCGUCUGUGUUUGAUGUUAAAUUGUACUCCCUGCAAUAAUUAUGAAACGAAAAUUGCCGCAAUGGCUUCUUGACGCCACAAACAAUAACGAUAAGAUUGCAAAACCAAAUCCAACGGAAUCGAUACAAAAACCUUCUAACGACAUUUCACCUGACAUCGACAAUCAACCUGAACCACAUUCCACUUCAGUAAACAGUCAGUCCGAACAAACAAAGCCAUCGAACAGCACAAUCGCUAUAGUUCCUCUGGCCAAUCUUCUAUCACCAUCGCGAGGAGGCAUUCGAGUCAGCGAACUGCACAGAAAUGUUCCCAACGAAGCAGAACUGCGAACAGCCGACAGUACUUCAACAGAAUCGGAAAGUGGUGCAGUGCCAGUACCAGUAGUUGUUAAGACAGAAACACCUGAUGCUAAUGAACCAAAUGCAUCGAAUGCAUCAGAUGAGCAACAAGUGGUUGUUAAACAAGAAAUCAAAGAUGAGCCCGAGGACACUGCAAGUUCGAAUGCAUUGACGCCUGCACCGACACUGGUGCCGAAAAUCGAAGAUGUGAAGCCGAAACGACAGUCAUGCAAUUACGGGAUUAAGUGUUUCAGACGAAAUCCUGCUCACCGCACUGAACUCGCCCAUCCAGGAGACGUCGACUACAGGCGACCAAAUCUACCAAGCGCUCCAGCCGGAACGCCAGCCUGUCCUUGGGGAGCGGCAUGCUAUCGCCGAAAUCCACAGCAUUUCAUCCAAUUGAGUCAUCCACCAGCAAAUAUUUAUAAUCCGACAGCAAACACAACAGCCGUAACCGUUACCCAUGUUCCACAAGUGAAUCUGCCGCAGCGACGUAAUCGGAAUGCCACUGGAAAUGGCCGAAUAGGCGCUGGUAAUGACGAUUCAGAUGCAGAAGAAGAUGACUACGAUUUGGAGGAUCCUUUCAUUGACGACGGGAGUUCGGAUGAGUAUGUGCCAGAUGGAAAUGAUGAUGAUGAUGACGAUGAGGACGAUCUUGAAGACUCGCAACUGGUGGACAGUUAAAAUUUAUUUUCGUUUUUUUCGUGGUAAAUUCCCCAAUAAAAUCGUUCAGCGAAUGUUAACCCAUGUGGGAUGCUGUGCAAGUUUUUCCAUUUCCAAAGUUUAUGUGAAGGCGCAAAGUACAAAUUUUUAUGACCAAAAAAGAAUUUAAAUAAAAUCCAAGU